UGAAAUUUAAAUAGAAGUUUAAUCAGGGGAAUCUUUAGUUGUCUUUUGUAAUGGAUCCCCUGGCAAGAGGACAAAAUUGAUGGAGACCUAUUUUUCCUAUAUGCUAUAUAGUUGACAUAGUUGUUUGCAUCUAUGUUUAAAAACAAAAAUAAUUUCUUGAUGCCGACAGCCAAGAGAAAUUAAUAUAAAAAAAUAAAGUUGGUGUAGCCAUCAACUCCUUUUCUUUAAUCUUAUAGUUGUUGUCUUGCUUUUGAAAUUCAGAAGUGAGACACGUUCGUGCCGUCUCAACUUGGUUUCAUUUUAAACCAUCACUGAAUUCUUGUGAUGACAACAUAUGAAACAACAAUAUUAUCAUAGAAUAUUAGAAUGUGUCACAUUUUCCUUGUCGAGUUGAUUUGCCUUUUCCACAGUAAAUUUCUGAAUAUAGACAAAUCAAGAAAUACCUGGUAGACAGGUCUAAGAUAUUAUAUUCAAUUAUGGUGCAUCAAUCCCAGUGAUCCCUUUCAGCUUUUUUAUGAACCUAUGUUGAAAUCCUAAAAAGUUUCAUUGUGCAGCAUAUAAGAUUGUAUGGUAGUAGCCAUCUCUUAAUCUUACCUUUCAAGAGAUGACAAUCUCCCUAUAUACAAUUUUGAUAAUCUUUUCACUGUUUCUCAUCUUUGUGAUUUCCUCUGCUGCUUCUCAGUUUGUCAAUAAUACUGCCGUUACUGACUUCAGAUCAUCAGCAGACUCGCCAACAUCAUGUGAGGCGUACAUUACAUAUCGUGUUAGGUCACCUUAUGCCGAACUUGGAAGUAUAUCUGAUCUGUUUGGAAAAAGCAGAUUAGAGAUAGCAAGAGCCACUAAUCUAACAUCAGAGGAUACUCCACUGGUUCCGAAUCAGCUGUUACUGGUGCCAAUCAUUUGUACUACAAAUGGGACACACUAUUUCUCCAAUGUUACGUAUAAGAUAAAGAAGGACGACACCUACUACUCAGUUCAAGUGAAGGCUUUCCAGAAUCUAACCGAGUUUCAUGUGGUUGAAGAGAUGAAUCCAAAGCUGAAUCCUACCAACUUGACAGUAGGGGAGGAGGUCGUCUUUCCUUUAUUCUGCAAGUGCCCCGAAGUGUCGUACAAAGAAAAGGGAAUUCAAUUCCUCACUACUUAUGUAUGGCAGCCGGGUGAUGACGUACUGCCUGUGAGUGCUAUGUUUCAGACGACGGCGUCAGAUAUUGAGAUGGCGAACAACAACAGGAAUUUCACUGCUGCAGUGUGUCUCCCUGUGUUGAUUCCAGAGAAGAUGCCCAUUCUUCUGCAGCUUUUUCCUUCUUCAGCUUCGCAUGGUAAAUCCAAACGCCAAUGGAUUCUAAUAGCAAGUUCAAGUGCUCUGGCUUUGAUUAUUUUGUUAGGCUUCACGGCGUUCAUCUUUCUCUCACUCAAGAAAAAGAAGAUGUUGGUUCGAAGUGGUUCUUCUCUCGAGAGGCCGGAUCUGUUUGCAAUGUAUAAAGCCUCCAAAGACGAAAAAUUAGAGGUGAAGGUACAGGACAAGCUGCUUCCAGGAGUAUCAGGCUAUCUUGGCAAGCCAAUAGUGUAUGAUCUAAAUGUGAUUCUGAAGGCAACUAUGAACCUGAGUGAACGGUACAGAAUAGGAGGGUCAGUUUACAAGGCCACGAUCAACGACCAGUUUCUUGCUGUAAAGAAAACUCGAGAUGCAACAGAGGAAGUCCAAAUAUUACAGAGAGUGAAUCAUGCAAACUUGGUGAAGUUAAUGGGAGUCUCCUCAGAUAAUGAUGGCAACUUCUUCAUUGUCUACGAAUAUGUCGAGAAUGGAUCGUUGGACAAUUGGCUCUCCCCAAAAGUUUCAGCUUCUUCGGCCACAGUCAAAUCCCUCGUUUGGAGUCAAAGGCUGGUUAUAGCUCUUGAUGUUGCCAACGGUCUACACUACAUGCACGAACAUACUCAACCAAGCAUCGUCCACAAGGAUAUCAGAACAAGCAACAUACUCCUUGAUUCCAACUUUAGAGCAAAGAUAGCAAAUUUAUCUGCAGCCAGGCCAGCUACUUCAUCCAUCAUGCUAAACAUUGAUGUGUUCUCUUUCGGAGUCGUUCUCCUGGAGUUGCUCUCUGGAAAGAAAGUCAUGGAAACGAAGGAUGAUGGCGAAGUUGUGAUGCUGUGGAAAGAAGUGAAGGGAAUCUUGGACGUUGAAGAUCAAAGGAAAGAGAGACUAAGGAGAUGGAUGGAUCCGAAUUUGAAAAGCUCCUACCCCAUUGACGACGCUCUAAGCUUGGCAACAUUGGCUAGAGCUUGUACGUCGGAGAAUUCAUUGGAGAGACCAUCAAUGGGUGAGGUUGUCUUCAACCUUAGUGUCCUCACUCAAUCAUCUCCUCAGAUGAGUGAAACAUCUUGGGUUUCCAAGUUUGAAACCGAGGAAGUCUCCCCUGUUAACACUCCAGUCGAAGCACGUUGAAAGCUGCGCCGUCUUGCUGUUGCGUACUUGUAAGUUUGUUUAAGAUUCCUAGUUAUUGGUUCAGUUUAUUGUUUUAGUAGUGUAAUCAGAAUCAAGUAUGAUAUCUCUUCUUCAUGUGUUAUUCCACAAGGAAUACAAACCAUUGCUACCAACAGAAUUUUCUUUCGAAGAAAAAUCCAAGUACACCUUAUUCUGAACGUUUUAUUUCAUAUGUCUGAUCUAUGAAAAUACCCUCUAUGAAUUGCAAUUCUAAAUCAUUGUAUGCAGACAUUUGCUAAAAUAAGAAUAUAAAAUUCAUUAAAUUAUGACUAAUUCAAAAUCGAGAGUUGUUUGGAAUGAAGCAGAGAUGAUGAUGUGUUAUUGGAACUGACUGCCGGCCUUCUAUUCCCUUCACACUUGUCAUUGGAACGUUUCUCAGUGACAUAAUUUUCUGUUGGGAAAAUACACUCGUUGAGCCCUGUAAAUUUACUUGGUGAUAGUUUUAGCCUGAAUUUCAAUUAAUACAUUAUUCAACUCUUAUGAAUUGACGUACUGAUAAUUUUAGCCCUUUAGUGAUUUCCGAUGUCGGAAAGUCCAAUUAACCGCCAAAUUUUACGCCUGCCAUUUCCACUGGUAUAAAUUUAAUGACAUGGAAAAAUGAGACAUCCCAUAUCAUCAAAAUGACGUUGUUUUAUAUUUAUAUAUUACAUAUAUAUUUAAUUUCUUUUAAAAAAAAACACAUGAAACGACAUUGUUUUGAUGACAUAGAAUGUCUCAAUCUUCCACAUUAUUAAAAAUUUAUACUAUCGGAUAUGUCACACGUAAAAUUGAGCUGUCAACUGACUUUGUAACUUCAAUUUUCUUUUUAAGACUUUGUUCGACCUAUAGAAAUGCUUUGCUAUGCUGAUCUUGAAGGAAUGUUUCACAAAAACCAUGCAUGGACAAGAAAAGGUGAAACUUGAUUCAAAUAUCUUGAUGCGUCUGAGAAUGGAAUAAAUCAAUUGGAUUACUAUGUGAUGUUAACAAAUAUAUUCAGAAUUUGAGCUUUAGAAGGAAAGGCAUUUUGUCAGCAAAGGGUGGAUCAGAGAAUUUUCCAGUGAGAAUCUGUGAGGCAACAUACUGAUUUGCAGCCUCAGUGUAAUGGAUUCCAUCCCAGUUUAUGUAUUCUGUAGUGUCACUGCAUCCUUUGGCUGUCACCGAACUUCCAUUCAAAACCUUGGUCUCCCCGCAGGGAACCCGACUGUCGUAGUUCAGCGGGGGUCCUCCAUAUCCGCAGCACGCCAUCAACGCCUGUUCGAAUCCUAGAGCAUGCAGCUGCAGGUUGAAUAGCCUUGAAGCUUGAUUGUGAGAACUGACGCAUCCGAGCUCAUCUAGCUUGGACGCGUCCCCUCCAAAUUUGGCAAUGUUUUGAGGCAGGCAGCCGAGGGGGCCCGUGUUGUGAAUCCAGAAGUUUCUAGCCCCUUCAUCGUACAAUUUCUGCAAAUAUUUGAUUCAUCAUCUUCUUCUGAGUUAUGUAUGAUGUGUGUGAGAAAACUAUCCAAGGAGUAGCCUGCCAACCUUAAUCCCAUCUUCGAAUUCUGAUAAAACUAUUGGGAUUGAAGCAAGUAUUUGAUCAAGCGUCUUGGAGUAGAAGGCGCCC
Messenger RNA from Salvia miltiorrhiza (redroot sage), 4061 nucleotides. RefSeq names its product serine/threonine receptor-like kinase NFP. Bases 605 to 2443 code for a protein of 612 amino acids. The transcript is spliced from 2 exons. Lineage: Eukaryota; Viridiplantae; Streptophyta; Magnoliopsida; Lamiales; Lamiaceae. The record is from RefSeq and is a predicted model, not a curated record. Gene Ontology annotation, molecular function: ATP binding; protein kinase activity. Gene Ontology annotation, biological process: protein phosphorylation.